Molecule: messenger RNA, 1024 nt
Organism: Carassius carassius (crucian carp)
Lineage: Eukaryota; Metazoa; Chordata; Actinopteri; Cypriniformes; Cyprinidae
Gene: c1galt1a
Product: core 1 synthase, glycoprotein-N-acetylgalactosamine 3-beta-galactosyltransferase 1a
Exons: 3
Coding region: 57-992 (311 amino acids)
Cellular component (GO): membrane
Molecular function (GO): N-acetylgalactosaminide beta-1,3-galactosyltransferase activity
Source: RefSeq, a predicted model, not a curated record
UGUUAUAUUUGCUUGAAUGAGUUGAAGAAGCAGCUUUUAUCAUACGUGCGUAAGACAUGAGGUCAUUUAAGCAGCACAUUUUAUUUUUAUGUGGCGUAGCAGUGAGUAUCCUUCUCUCAAUAACUUAUUCACGUGUUUUAAGGACUCUGACGCCUUCAUUUGCUUUGAAUAGUAAUAAACCUGCUUUACAACAUACAGCUGAGAGCAGAAGAACCGCGCUGGAGUUCAGUCAGAAGGUCAGAGUGUUGUGCUGGGUAAUGACACAGCCCAAACACCUGAAGUCCAGAACCCAACAUAUUCGUGCCACAUGGGGCAAACGCUGCAACAUCGUUCUGUACAUGAGCUCGGAGGCGUCAGAUUUCCCCACGGUAGGGCUCAACGUGUCAGAAGGACGCAGUCAACUCUACUGGAAGACCAUACGGGCCUUCCAGCACAUCCACACGCACCAUCUGGACCAUGCUGAUUGGUUCCUCAAAGCUGAUGAUGACACGUUUGUGGUCCUUGAGAAUUUGCGCUACGGUUUGUCCAAGCACAACGCAGAGGAGCCGCUGUAUUUUGGACGUAGGUACACACCAUUCAUCGCACAGGGCUACAUGAGCGGAGGAGCUGGUUAUGUGCUUAGUAAGGAAGCCUUGAGGAGAUUCGUGAAGGGCUUUGCUGAUGGUCUUUGCACACACAACACGGAAACUGAGGAUGUUGGUUUGGGAAAAUGCAUGGAGACAAUGAAAGUUCAGAUGGGUGAUUCCAGGGACGUUUUGGGGAGACAAACCUUUCAUCCAUACCCUCCAGAUUAUUACCUGCCCAGACAGACACGCAGACCACGACCCUGGUACCUCCUCUAUGAGCAUUACCAACCGGUUGAGGGCCCUGGAUGCUGUUCAGAUUUAGCCAUCUCUUUCCACUACAUAGACGCAGUGCAAAUGCACACUUUAGAGUACUACACCUAUCAUUUACGCCCAUAUGGAUAUAAACACAGAUUUCAGCCAGAUUAACACUUAAAUAAUAGAAAUAACAUCUAAGCUAA